AUGCAACAAUUUCCCCGGCGCUCCCUUGAUCCUAUUACUGAAGAGAUCACCCCAGUGGACCAUGAAAUACUCCGUCAUGGUGGCACCUCGUCCAGCAUCGAAAGACUCCCUUCUCGCUUGCAACGAUCGAAGAGAGCAUCUACAGACAUUCGUCAACAGCUAGAGGAUCUCGUCUAUGAUGCCAGUUACCUGAAAGCCGAACUCCAGUGGCAGAAGGAAUCCAAACAAGCUCUACUGCAAUUCCAUGAGGAGAUGUUCCGUAUCUUCCACAAGAUUGAGGACAUGCUGGUUCAGGUCACCGCAAGGCUUCGCGAUUCUGAGCAGCGUUACUUUGAAGUUCUGGGGUUUGAGGCCCAUGGUGGCAAUGAUGGGGGUAUGAUUUAA
Molecule: messenger RNA, 384 nt
Organism: Aspergillus nomiae NRRL 13137
Lineage: Eukaryota; Fungi; Ascomycota; Eurotiomycetes; Eurotiales; Aspergillaceae
Exons: 1
Coding region: 1-384 (127 amino acids)
Source: RefSeq, a predicted model, not a curated record